This is a messenger RNA of Carassius gibelio (silver crucian carp), 7522 nucleotides long. RefSeq names its product receptor-type tyrosine-protein phosphatase S. Gene Ontology annotation, biological process: synaptic membrane adhesion; peptidyl-tyrosine dephosphorylation. Gene Ontology annotation, molecular function: protein tyrosine phosphatase activity; protein binding. The record is from RefSeq and is a predicted model, not a curated record. The coding region runs from base 322 to 4860 and encodes 1512 amino acids. The transcript is spliced from 30 exons. Lineage: Eukaryota; Metazoa; Chordata; Actinopteri; Cypriniformes; Cyprinidae.
GCGCGUGAGUGUGUGCGCGAGCGCUUCUGCAUGCACACACAGCAUCAGCAUCAUCAAAGAGAAAGACCUGCGAGCUCUUUACGCGCGCUGGAAACACGCAGUGCUUUUGCUGCUCUUGUGCAUUUAAUAGUGCAGCCCAGCUCCGGUGAUCAUCAGAAAGGAGAGGACGGGCUUCUGGAUUAUAACUCUGGUGCUUCUAGAUGAAUUCACAGGCGGUACCGAGCCGGUGAAACCAGAUUGAAAACCUGGACCCGACAGCGAUGUUGAUCAGGUUAUGAGUGCACUUACAGCUUGGUGAUCCACAGAUAAGCCAAUGAGAGGAUGGCCAGAGGUCACAUGAUCUACAGAAGCGCCUACCAGCUGAUUCUUCUGAGCGUGCUCCAGCUGGCACAUGCGGAAACUCCUCCUCAGUUCACUCGGACGCCCGUUGAUCAGAUAGGUGUUCAGGGGGGCGUGGCCUCCUUCGUAUGUCAAGCCACAGGAGAUCCGCAGCCUAGAAUCACAUGGAGCAGAAAAGGCAAAAAAGUCACCAACCAGAGAUUCGAGGUGAUAGAGUUUGAGGAUGGUUCAGGGUCUGUGUUGCGAGUGCAGCCGCUGCGGACCCCCCGUGAUGAGGCUGUGUAUGAAUGUGUGGCAUCUAAUGAAGCAGGAGAGAUCAGCGCCUCCACACGGCUCAGUGUUCUCCGCGAGGACCAGCUUCCCGCUGGUUUCCCGUCUAUAGAUAUGGGUCCUCAGCUGAAGGUGGUGGAGCGUUCUCGCACUGCUACCAUGCUGUGUGCAGCCAGUGGAGCACCUGACCCUGAGAUCACCUGGUUUAAAGAUUUCCUCCCCAUAGACACAUACACUCACGGGCGGAUCAAACAGCUGCGCUCAGGUGCACUUCAGAUUGAUCAGAGUGAAGAAACUGAUCAGGGUAAAUACGAGUGUGUCGCGACCAACAGCGAAGGAACGCGCUACUCGGCGCCAGCUAACCUUUACGUCAGAGAGUUAAGAGAUGUGCGUCGCAUCCCUCCUCACUUCUCAGUGCCACCGAUGGAUUAUGAGAUCAUGCCGGGAGGAAGUGUGAAUAUCUCCUGUCAGGCAGUGGGCGUCCCCAUGCCAUAUGUCAAGUGGAUGCUGGGAUCAGAGGAUUUGACUCCAGAAGAUGACAUGCCUAUUGGGCGGAAUGUUUUAGAGCUCACAGAUGUAAGCCAGUCUGUCAACUACACGUGUGUGGCCAUGUCGACUCUCGGAGUUAUUGAAACCAUUGCUCAGAUCACAGUUAAAGCCCUUCCCAAUCCUCCAGGAGCUCCAGUUGUCAUGGAGCGAUCUGCCACCAGCAUUACUCUAAUGUGGGACAGUGGAAAUCCACUUCCUGUCUCAUAUUACAUCAUCCAGUAUCGUCCCGCCUCCUCCACCGACCCCUUUAAAGAAAUUGAUGCCAUAGCAACAACUCGUUACAGCGUGGGUGGACUCAGCCCCUACUCACACUACCAUAUCCGGGUCAUGGCGGUGAAUUCGAUCGGCCGCGGCCCACCGAGUCAGACGGUGGAAGCUCGCACGGCCGAACAGGCGCCUAGUUCCCCUCCUCGUCGCGUCAGAGGUCGGAUGCUGAGUGGUUCCACGGCGAUGGUGCAGUGGGAGGAGCCAGAGGAAGCCAACGGUCAGGUGGUUGGUUACAGGGUGUAUUACACGUCAGAUUCAUCGCUGCUUGUGAACCAAUGGGAGAAGGAAAUGGUUCGAGGGGCCAAUUUUUUGAACAUACGAGACCUGACACCAAACAAAACCUAUUAUAUUAGAGUUCUCGCCUUCACCGCAGUGGGAGAUGGACCUCUUUCCAGCGACCUGCACAUCAUUGCCAGGACAGGAGUCCCAUCCCAGCCCACAGAGCUGAAGGCAGAGGUGAAAUCAGAGACUAGCAUUCUUCUGUCGUGGAUCCCUCCUGCUCACAGCGGCACAGAUGCCAUCACUGGCUAUGAGCUCAUUUACAGGCUUGGAGACCAGCCAGAGCAGAAAAUAUCAUUUGAUCCCAGCUCUAGUUAUCUGCUGAAGAAUCUGAAGCCGUUUUCCACUUACAUAUUUCAACUAGCAGCGCGCAGUAAACACGGCCUAGGAGCGUUCACCAGUGAAAUCACAGUUCAGACUCCACAAACACUGUUUGCCGUGAACUUCAGAGUGAAAGCUGCUAUGAAGACUUCAGUGCUGCUGAGCUGGGAGUCGCGGACCACCAGUAAUAAAGCACUGUCUCUCGUUAUCUCAUAUGGUGAUGGUGAGAGUGUGGAGGUGGAUGGGCGGCUCGGGCAGAAGUUGGUGACCAAGCUGAAGCCCCAGUCUCUCUACACCUUCCUGUUGACCAGUAAAGCUGAUGGCACUGGAGGCCUGGAGCACCGUGCAGAAGCCAUGACGGCUCCAAACCUGCUGACCGGGAAACCCCAGCUGCUGGACAAGACCAGCUCUCAGAGCAUCGCUACCCUGCAGCUGCCCACUGUCCAGGGACAGGCUAAUGUCAGGGGAUACUACAUUGUGGUUGUCCCUUUGAAGAGGCAGAGAGGAGGAAACUUCCAGAAUUUAUGGAGUGAUCCAGAUGAGAUGAACAUUGAUGAGCUGCUGAGGGAGAUUAAUGGCACCGGUCACUCUGUGCGUCUACGGAGGCAGGCGGAGGCAAAACCGUACAUCAGCGCUCAUUUCCAGAAUCUCCCAUCUGAAUUCAAACUGGGAGACGGACGUGUGUAUGGAGCAUUCAUGAACCGACCUCUUGUAAACGGACAGGAGUGUGUGUGUUUCGUGCUGGCUAUUCUUGAGCUGGGCCAGAACACCUUGUACUCCACGAGUCCAUUCUCUGAUGUCGUGCUGUUCUCCGAUGUUGAGCCGCAGCCAAUCGUAGACGAGGAGGAGGGGCUUCUGUGGGUGGUGGGGCCCGUGCUGGCCGUCAUCUUCAUCAUUAGCAUCGUCAUCCUCAUCCUCCUCUUUAAAAGGAAGCGGGCAGAGCUGGAGGGCAGGAAGUGCAGCUUUCCCAGCAGCAGUAAAGCCAUGAGUUCCCAGCAUCCAUCUGACCCAGUGGAGCUGCGUAGAAUCAACUUCCCAACGGCUGGUUUGCGUGCAUCUAUCAUCGGUUAUCGACGGUUAUCAAGCAUGACCAGCCACCCUCCAGUGUCCGUCUCAGAACUGCCAGCUCAUGUAGAGAGGAUGAAAGCCAAUGACAGCCUGAGGUUCUCUCAAGAGUAUGAGUCUAUUGAUCCCGGGCAGCAGUUCUCAUGGGAACAUUCUAACCUUGAGAUUAACAAGCCAAAGAACAGAUACGCCAACGUCAUCGCCUACGACCACACCAGAGUAGCUCUCUCCAACAAUGAUGGUGUUCCUGGAGGGGACUACAUCAACGCCAACUUCAUAGAUGGCUAUCGCCGACAGGGCGCAUACAUCGCCACCCAGGGCCCCAUGCCAGACACGUUUAGUGACUUCUGGAGGUUGGUGUGGGAACAACACACGGCAAAUAUCAUCAUGAUCACCAAACUUGAGGAGAAAUCCAGGAAUAAAUGUGAUCAGUACUGGCCCAGCAGAGGCACAGAGACAUACGGACUGAUGCAAGUCACUUUACUGGACACGGUGGAGCUCGCAACCUACUGCGUCAGGACAUUUGCUCUUAUUAAGAGUGGGAGUGGCGAGAAAAGGGAGGUUCGUCAGUUACAGUUUACAGCGUGGCCAGAUCAGGGGGUACCUGAACACCCCACUCUCUUCCUGGGCUUCCUCAGACGGGUCAAAGCCUGCAACCCCCCAGACGCCGGACCCAUUGUGGUCCACUGCAGUGCUGGUGUGGGCCGAACGGGCUGCUUCAUUGUGAUUGAUGCCAUGUUGGAGCGUGUGAAGCAGGAGAAGACGAUAGAUGUUUAUGGUCACGUGACUCUGAUGCGAUCUCAGCGAAACUACAUGGUGCAGACAGAGGAGCAGUACGUCUUUAUUUAUGAAGCUCUGCUGGAGGCCGUGUACUGCGGCAACACCGAGGUUCCGGCACGGACCCUUUACACUUACAUCCAGAGACUGUCACAGACAGAACCGCCGGAGCACAUCAGCGGAAUGGAGCAGGAGUUUAAACGGUUAGCUAAUGCCAAAGCUCAUAACUCCCGAUUCGUCAAUGCCAGCCUUCCGUGCAAUAAGUUCAAAAACCGAUUGGUCAAUAUCAUGCCAUAUGAGACCACACGUGUGUGUCUGCAACCAAUCAGAGGAGUGGAGGGCUCAGACUAUGUCAAUGGCAGUUUUAUAGAUGGCUACAGGCAGCAGCGGGCGUAUAUUGCGACUCAGGGGCCGCUGGCAGAGACCGUUGAAGAUUACUGGAGGAUGCUUUGGGAACACAAUUCUACUAUAGUAGUUAUGCUUACUAAACUCAGAGAAAUGGGAAGGGAGAAAUGUCAUCAGUACUGGCCAUCGGACAGGUCAGCACGCUAUCAGUACUUCGUGGUGGAUCCCAUGGCUGAGUACAACAUGCCUCAGUAUAUACUGCGAGAGUUUAAAGUCACAGACGCAAGGGACGGUCAGUCUAGAACAGUCCGGCAGUUUCAGUUCACGGAUUGGCCAGAGCAGGGCGUGCCAAAAUCUGGUGAAGGCUUCAUUGAUUUCAUCGGUCAAGUGCACAAAACAAAAGAGCAGUUUGGUCAGGACGGGCCCAUCACAGUACACUGCAGCGCUGGUGUUGGGAGGACAGGUGUAUUUAUCACUCUGAGUAUAGUUCUGGAGAGGAUGCGUUAUGAAGGAGUGGUAGACAUCUUCCAGACUGUCAAAAUGUUGCGUACUCAAAGACCAGCCAUGGUGCAGACGGAGGAGCAGUACCAGUUCUGCUAUCGAGCAGCGCUGGAAUACCUGGGCAGUUUUGAUCACUAUGCAACAUAAAACCUUCCUCUGGACCAAGGGCCACAUCAUCACACACGGAGACCUGCAUCUGAUCAGUCUGACAGUCUCUUUCUGUUGCUCACAGAUCAAGAGUCUGUUUGAUUUCUCUCGACAGCACACAGUUUAACAGCCAGACAGAGAGGGAGGGCAGCUGGGAUACAGAACUGUCACAACAAAUUGUAGCUCCAUUCAUAUAGCUGAAAGUUGUCGAGUCAUAUUUGGGGUGGAUUCAAACUCUGGCAACCAGCCAACAGAACCAAUGAGAUCGCGUGUGCUGUCUGGACCGAUUCGACAGACCAAUGAGAUGCCAAAAGCAAGGGAGGAGACAACAGUCAAACUAUUUAAUGGUACUUUUACUUCUCAGAAUUCAUUCAACACCAGACAACCCGGUUCAUUGAGGAAUGCAGUCCAGGUUUAAAGUUUCCACUGUUUUUGUCACCAGUUUGUGGAUAGUAGAUCCACCGACUCACUUAAAAUGAAAUUCUGCCACAGCCGAAGUAUUGGUGCUUAUGCUAGUAUGCUGUUCGUUUAUCUGUAGCACACACACUUAGAUAUAUACGUGCAUAUCUAUCACAGAUGAACAAGCUGAACAUGGAGAUUUGUUUAAAAACAAAUGUGCAAUAUUAAAGUGAACCACACCUUCAAGGUUAAAUCCACUCAAGUAUUAGAGAUAUUCUCACUGUAAUUAUAUCGUCUCAUUAUUCCUAUAUGAUAUCAAGUACAAAACAAAAUGUUAUUAUGCAUAUUAGCACAUUAUAUAUAUAUAUAUAUAUAUAUAUAUAUAUAUAUAUAAAACUGUCAAUGUAUUGAUUGAUAUUUAUACUAUGUGAGUGAGUUGUCAGUGCAUAUAAGUUACAAAAAGUACUGAUUGCAGUAACAUUUAAAUAGUUUUUAUUAUUAUUAUUAAACUUACCAAAACAGAUGCUUUAAAUCAGGUUUGGAAGUCCAAAUGCCACAAACUAUCUGAACAUGACACGUUUAAAACAAUAACAAUGGAUCAUUUACACUGGUAGUGCCUUAUCAUAGUCACAUGUUUAAAAUGGUUCUCUAUUUAAGUUAAAUGUUCCACAUUUAUGAAUAUGAACCUGCUUUUAUUUAAAAAAAGAGAUAAUUAGUACAAAUGAAUUCAAUUCAGUUACAUCCAUCAGAGUGAAUUUUAAUAUAUAUAUUUCACAUCAAGACCAAAUUUAAGUACCAGGGUGAUUUAUUCAUCAAUUAAAGUACUGCCAAGAUGACUAGACAAUAUUACUGAAAGCCAAUAUGUGUCCAUUUUUGAGAGGACACACGUUUAUUGUAUCUAUAUUUGGCUAAGAGAACUGCAUAUUCCAUUACAUAUAUAAUAGCUAUUAUAAAUUAUUUUGAUUUGAGUGUGCAAGAGGAAAUAGUCCACAGCACUGCAGGAAACGUUCAUUUGUAACGGUUACUGUUUUUAUUCUUGUUUAUCAGUGUUAUUAUGAUCGUAUCAAUGGUGUUAGUGUGCUAACAUCAACAACAAAAAGGCAGUUUUUCAUGCUGGUGAGGACGCAUUCGAAAAGAGGAUUUCAAAACUCAGAGCUAGUUGCUUCAAACUAAAUCAGAUUUUAAAAGACUUUUCACUUUUCACAGUUGGAUGUCCAGAAUUUGAUUCCGAAAACUUUGAUGCAUGAUGAAUUAGAUCUACAACUUCGGCAACAAACCUAACGUGUCUGUAUCAACGUCAUGGACCAUGACCGUCUUAAGGUUAUGCUUUGGGAUAUGACCGCACUGUUGUUCUAUGCACUAACCCUUACUAUUUCUUCAACACAGAAUGUCAUUUGUAUUGAAUGAGAUGAAUUUUAGUGUUGCUCACAGUGUGUGCAUGUUAAGAGAAACACAAGUUUUGGUUCCAAAGCUUAAGAGAUAAUAUGUGCAUAAUGUUAUUGUUGAAACCUGUUGUUUAAUAUGAGUGGUUCUCCUUCAAGUCCACCUGCAAUAGUCAUCAUUCAGUAAUUCCUGAGGAAGUCUGGUCCCUGCAAACUUCAGCUCAUUUCCCUUUGGGUCUAAGGAAAUGUUAUACUUUCUUUACUUUCGCAGCAUCUUCGUCUACUUUUAUUUUUUUAAACCAGAGUUGAGUUGGUUUUGUAUUUUGAAAAGCUAACAUGCAAAUCUUCCACUAUCUACCUUCUCCAUAUCGUUACAUCUUACAGCGUAUUAAUAUCAUUACCAAGUUUCAGGGGUUUUCAAAUGUCAACUUUUGUUGAAACUAGCUAUGCUUAUAUUUUCUAGAGGAUGUCAAUUAGCAUUUGUUUAAUGGGACAUUCUAUGCUAAUCUCUCUCUCAAAAAAAAAAAGUCAUCUAUUUUCCAGUGCAUGACGGUCACCAUUUGUACAGAGACGAAGGCACCCUCAGAUUUUGACGAAUCAUGUGAAAAAUAAACUAGCACAAUCUGUAUCAUGUAAUCUGACCAAAUAUCCAUUUUCAUAUUGUUGAACAUUGUGUGGUUUUACAAUUUCACCCAUCAACAAUUAAUGUGAAACACAAAAGGGAAAUCUUUUACCUCUGGUUUUUGUAUUAAAUGUAAAUAUUUCAGAGGACAUUUCUUUCUUUUUUUAAUUUUCCUACUUUAUGUUGUAAGGACAGAUGUGUGAGGAUACAACUGUAUUGGAAAAGUUUUAUUUGUUACAAAUAAAAUGGUAAGAACUUG